Eruca vesicaria subsp. sativa (arugula) is the source of this 1749-nucleotide messenger RNA. The record is from the annotation of a GenBank genome assembly. Lineage: Eukaryota; Viridiplantae; Streptophyta; Magnoliopsida; Brassicales; Brassicaceae.
UUCGACCUUCCUUACUCCGAUUCUUACUUCUUCUCAUUCCUUUAACCAAAUCAAUCAAUCUCUCUACGGUUCUUCUCCUUCCUCUUCAGAAGCUGGUUUCAUUAGCCACCAUGGAGCCCAAUGGGUAUAGGAAAGAAAGAAAGAGGGAAACUUUUGGGAGAAUGAAUGGUGAUGUUGAGGCUGAACUUGAUCCAUGGACUGCAUGGGCUUACAAGCCUCGCACUAUCUCCCUUCUCCUUAUUGGCGCUUGUUUCCUCAUUUGGGCUAGUGGAGCUCUUGAUCCUGAGAGCACUACUUCUGGUGAUCUUGUCACUUCUGUCAAAAGGUUCUCUCUUUCUCUUUAUUUAUGUUUUUUCUUCAUUUGAAUUCGUUUCUUUGACAGUACUAUGUUUGCUGUCUCUUAGGGGAGUAUGGGCUAUGAUUGCUGUCUUUCUUGCUUACUCUUUGCUUCAGGCACCUUCAACGAUUCUAAUCAGGCCUCAUCCUGCAAUUUGGCGCUUAGUUCAUGGAAUGGCCGUUAUUUACUUAGUUGCACUUACUUUUUUGCUCUUCCAGAGACGAGAUGAUGCUAGGCAGUUCAUGAAGUUUCUCCACCCUGACCUUGGAAUAGAACUUCCUGAGAGAUCAUAUGGUGCUGAUUGCCGUCUGUAUGUGCCUGAUCACCCAACAAACAGGUUUAAAAAUCUUUAUGACACUAUAUUUGACGAGUUUUUCUUGGCCCACAUCUUUGGAUGGUGGGGAAAAGCAAUUUUGAUAAGGAAUCAGCCGCUUCUGUGGGUGCUUUCCAUUGGUUUUGAGCUAUUGGAGCUUACUUUUCGGCACAUGUUACCAAAUUUCAACGAGUGCUGGUGGGACAGUAUUGUUCUUGAUAUCUUGAUAUGCAACUGGUUUGGGAUUUGGGCUGGAAUGUAUACAGUACGCUACUUUGAUGGUAAAACAUACGAGUGGGUUGGCAUUAGCCGUCAGCCUAAUAUUAUUGGCAAAGUGAAAAGGACAUUGGGGCAGUUCACACCAGCUCAUUGGGACAAAGAUGAAUGGCAUCCACUGCAAGGACCUUGGCGUUUUAUUCAAGUACUCACUCUCUGCAUCAUCUUCUUGACGGUUGAGCUGAACACAUUCUUUCUUAAGUUUAGCUUGUGGAUCCCUCCUCGGAACCCAGUGAUUCUCUAUAGGCUGAUCUUGUGGUGGCUCAUAGCGAUUCCAACUACACGGGAGUACAAUUCAUAUCUCCAAGACCGGAAACCUGUGAAAAAGGUGGGAUCAUUCUGUUGGUUGUCACUGGGGAUAUGCAUAGUAGAACUUCUAAUCUGCAUCAAGUUUGGAACUGGAUUGUAUCCAACGGAAAUGCCAUUGUGGGUAGUGACGCUUUGGGGAAGUGUGGGACUUGGGCUUGUGGCCUUCUUGAUGGGUUGGACAUGGAAGAUCCAGAAGUCCCUUGAGAGAAAGAGACGCUAAUAAGCUCAUGAUUAUUGUUGCAGCAGAGGUGAGAGGUGGGACAGUGAAAAUGCCAUUGUAGGUUUUUUUUUUUGUAAAUAGGGAGAAGAAAGAACAAUGUAAAUGCAAUUUUUCUUUUAGGGAUAGUUGUGUGAUAUUUUACAUUACAGAGCUGCUUCCAGUCAAUUCUUUCAUGCAUCAAAAUUGCUUUUCAUUGAUCUUUGUUCUCUUCUACUCAAACUAACAAACAUGGUUUGGUUUGAAUGGUGUAACAUGUUAGUGAUAUUAAUAUCAUCAAUGUUGAUUUGGUUACAG